Pogonomyrmex barbatus (red harvester ant) is the source of this 2863-nucleotide messenger RNA. RefSeq names its product prostaglandin reductase 1. Gene Ontology annotation, biological process: prostaglandin metabolic process. The record is from RefSeq and is a predicted model, not a curated record. Gene Ontology annotation, cellular component: cytoplasm. Lineage: Eukaryota; Metazoa; Arthropoda; Insecta; Hymenoptera; Formicidae. Gene Ontology annotation, molecular function: 15-oxoprostaglandin 13-reductase [NAD(P)+] activity; 2-alkenal reductase [NAD(P)H] activity.
AUUAUUUAUUAAUGAAUUACAGCUACUUGAGUUUCCUCGGGAAAAACAUUUGCCAUAAAACGGAGAUUAAAGAAAAGUAUAAAAUGUAGACUGUUUUAAUCAAGAACACAUGUGACGUUCUUCUAUAUAUAAGAAGACUGAUAAACCGCUACGUUUUUAUUUAAUUCUUAAGACGUAGAAAGGAAAAGCGUGUAGACGUAUUUGUUCGGCGUAGAACCGAUAGUAAUUGACAUAACAACUUCAUCGAACAAAUCUGAUGUAACAUAUCGAAUUGUGCUUUUUUUUAUAAUCAGAUUCUAAGAACAAUGAUAUUUCUUUUCUGACUGCAAUGAGAUAACUACAAGAGAAGCCUUCGAUAAAUCAGUACCGUAUGUUGCUGGGCAUUACAGCAGAAUGAUCCGUAAAAUUAGAACAAAACAAUUUUUAGUUCUUUAAUCUUUAAACACACUAGAUUGUAACCCGAUUCGAAACGAAAAAUAGGAAUAAACUGCGUGAAGUGAGAGAUGUAUGUAAGUCGAAAACAGAAAACUUAAUUCGAAAAAUGAAAGACAUCGUCUUUCGAGUUUGAUGUUAAUUGUGUAAUUGCGCAUUCGCGCGUAGGAAAUCCAUAACGGAUGAAUAUGUAGAUUAGAUACAAAUGUUUAGAUUGCCAAUGUUGCAACACGAACGUUGAUUGUUGGUGUUUUUACACAGAUUAGGACUUUAGUCGUUUCGUAAAAUGUCCACCAAUGUCGAUUGAAAAAAAAUUACGAAAAGGAAAUAAAUAAAAAGAGAAAAUCAGAGGGGAUUCAUCAUACGAAAUGAAUUCCUAAAGAUUUCUUCAAUUUGUAUUGGCUUUCGAUUUGCAUACACGAUUGUCUUUUCAUUUAAAGUUCGGCGUGACAAGUAUCGCGACGCGCGCGCUUUUUGUGUGUGUGUGUGUGUGUGUGUGUGUGUGUGUGUGUAAUAAAAUUGAUUUUAAAUUGUAAUAGAUCUGGCGUAGCGUAUAUAAAUUUUAUAAAGUAGACUGGGACGAAUCAUUAUAUGGACAUGGAAAGGAAAGAGAUUACGUGCUCGAUAGAGAUGUUCUACUAUUUUUAUAUGAUUAUUUUAGGGACACGUUGAUUGUUUGUAACUUUUAAUUGCGUGCCGCGAGAAGAGCACGGCCGUUCAUACCGUACAUACAUAUAUACAUUUAUAUAUUGUAUAUCUGAUCCACCGAACUUCCAUGUACGUUUAAGUCGCAUUUUAUUUUAUUGGCAAUUUAUUGAAUCUUCUCCGGCGAAUAUACAAUUACACGUAGCGUUGUAUUACAUAACUGUUGCAAUCGACAGAAAUAAAAAUAACAGAUUAGAUAAUUAUGCUAAAUUGUUGCUUCAUUGCUUCGUUGACGAUAAAUCAGUACGAGUGUUUAUUUUGGCGCUUAUAUUUUACAGAAUAUCGAUAAGAUAUGAUAAAUCAUAACCUUCCGAAAUAGAUUCUGUUAAGUUAGGUUUGGUUUUCUCCUUUAAAACUGAAGAAUACCUAUACUUAUGAUUGUGAGUGUGAACACUUAGUAGAUAGGCAUACGGCUUGCGUGCGAAUAUAAAGAUAGCGAAAAACAUGUUCGGUGCACUCCAGCGCGAGCUAUCGUCCAGCAGCUGUCGUCGAUCACUCAAAGCCGUAAUUUCUCGUUCUCUUUACAACAACGAGAUCUCAGCAAAGAAGUUAAACUCAAAGAAUUUUUGGAUUCAAAAGGAUUUCUCUACGCAAGUAUACAAAAUGGUGAAGGCGAGAAAAUACAUAGUGGCGAAUUAUUUCGUGAAUGAGCCGAAGCCAACGGAUUUCAAAUUGGUGGAGGAGGAGCUGCCGCCAUUGCAGAAUGGAGAAUACCUCGUGGAAGCCGAGUAUUUAUCCGUGGAUCCGUACAUGAGAGCGUAUGUGCAAAGAUUGAAGCUCGGAAGCACCAUGAUCGGCGGUCAGGUCGCUAAAAUCAUAGAAUCGAAGAAUCCAGAUUUCCCGGUUGGCAAAAGAGUCAUGGGACACCUGGGCUGGAGAACUCACACGAUUGUUAAUCCGAAGAGUUUCAAAGAUGAGACGUUCCAAAAUAUACCGUACAUUGUGCCGGAUAUGGGCGAUUUGCCGUCGUCUCUCGCAAUAGGCGUUCUGGGAAUGCCAGGUAACACGGCGUAUUUUGGUUUAUUGGAAUUAUGCAAGCCGAAAGCUGGUGAGACGAUCGUCAUCAGCGGAGCAGCCGGCGCGGUAGGCUCGCACGUGGGUCAGAUAGCCAAGAAUCUGGGUCUGACUGUCAUCGGUAUAUGCGGCUCCGACGAGAAGUGCAAAUGGCUUACCGAGGAAAUUGGUUUCGAUCAUGUCAUCAAUUACAAGACCAUGUCGGUCGCGCAUAGUCUACGCAAAGCCGCUCCGCAAGGCAUCGAUUGCUAUUUCGACAAUGUCGGUGGAGAAAUUUCUAGCACGAUCAUAUAUCAGAUGAGACCAUUCGGCCGAGUAUCCUUGUGCGGUAGCAUCUCGAGUUAUAAUGCAGAUCCCUCAUCCUUGCCUAAAUGUACGCUUCUGCAACCCGCAGUGGUGUUCAAUCAGCUAAAGAUCGAAGGUUUCAUCGUUACACGCUGGCUGGAUCGCUGGCAGGAGGGGAUUGAAUAUAAUAGCCGUCUGAUACGCGAAGGCAAGCUUCAUUAUCGCGAGACUGUAACCAAGGGCUUCAAGAAUAUGUUCGAUGCAUUCGUUGGUAUGCUGAACGGCAAGAACUUUGGCAAGGCCAUUGUCCAGGUGUAGAUCAAGUUUAAUCGUGGAUUCAUCACAAAUAUUUUUGUUCGAUCAUAAUUCCACAACUGCAGUUACAAUGUCUCUCUUAAAAGAUUGGAAGAAUGAACAUUUAAUUUUA